Molecule: messenger RNA, 2404 nt
Organism: Solea senegalensis (Senegalese sole)
Lineage: Eukaryota; Metazoa; Chordata; Actinopteri; Pleuronectiformes; Soleidae
Gene: phlda1
Product: pleckstrin homology-like domain, family A, member 1
Exons: 2
Coding region: 176-682 (168 amino acids)
Biological process (GO): positive regulation of apoptotic process
Molecular function (GO): phosphatidylinositol phosphate binding
Source: RefSeq, a predicted model, not a curated record
CCCUCCAAACACCCCACACACUCUGUAACAGCAGCCAAAUAGUCAGGCGUCAGGCAGUCAGCCUCAUCUCCACCUCCGACUCCACUCACCACCGCAGUCACAGCAGCUGCAUCUCAUGCCUUCACCUGCCGUCCAUCUGUCCGUCCGUCCGCCGGUGUAGUGAAGCAGGGGGAAGAUGCUGGAGAACGGGAGGAAGGUGUUCAAAGAAGGUCUGCUGGAGAAGCGCAGUGACGGGCUGCUGCAGCUCUGGAAGAAGAAGCACUGCGUUCUGACCGAGGACGCCGUCCUGCUGCUGCCGCCCAAGCAGCACGACCACCCGCAGCAGCAGCACCAUCAACACCACCACCACCACCAUCAUCACCACCACCACAGCAGCAGCGGUGGUGGUGGAGGAGACACGGGCAAAGUCAAAGAGCUCCACUUCGCCAACAUGAAGACUGUGGACUGCGUGGAGCGUAAAGGCAAGUACGUCUACUUCACGGUGGUCAUGACGGAGGGCAAGGAGAUCGACUUCAGGUGUCCGCAGGACGAGGGCUGGAACGCGGAGAUCACCUUGCAGAUGGUUCAGUACAAGAACCGGCAGGCGAUCCUGGCUGUCAAGUCCACCCGGCAGAAGCAGCAGCUGCUCGUCGUGCAGAUGCCCAACCAGAAGACCAUCCGCUGCACGCCGAAUGUCGCGUGACCUGCGGCGAAUCCCGCGGACAAUGGUGCGCCUUUAGCGGUUAAUUGGACACUUGGCUGGAAGACGAAUAUUGACCCGGGCUGCAUCUCCCUCUGCCGCUUCACCUUCAAGCUCCACCGUCCUGGAGAACCCCUCUUCCAUGUAGUGUUUUCCAAAGAGCAGAGACCCGUCCCUUUUCAACUCACGGACUUGAUUCACAAAAGACUGAUGGACAAAAAGCAUGUGAGAAGACUACUGUGUACCAUGGUGCGAUGGGUUUAUCCCUUAUUUAUUAGUUGUGUAUAUAUCUUUUUCUAUGAAAUGAUGUUAUAUUAUUGAUUGUUCAGUGUGGUUGUUGCUAAAGAGGAAUGGGAAAUACUAGCUCGGCAAGCCACACGUCAUUACGUACAUCAGCUUUUCAUAUGUACUUCUCUUAGGGUGGUUGCUGUAGGGUAGUCGGGCCAGUUGUCAUCGGUAUCAUGUCUCAUUGACCAUGUUUUUCCUUUUUCAACUGAACCAAAGAAUCAUUUCAUUACACGUGUCGCUCUUCAGCAGUGUCACACCUCAGAAUAUACUUAACAGAAGUACUAUAGAUACUGUAUAUGAUGAGAGACCUGCUUGACCUACACAUGAUUUCUGUGAAAUGCUUGGUUAAUUAAUAACAACAGUCAUUUCCAUUGUUGCCGCGUGCAUAGAUAGAAAAACUAUCUCUUGCUUUUUCGUGAGUCUUAAAUCUAUGUGAGAUACUGGGUUAUUACAGAGAAACGUUAGCACAAGUAAAUAACACACAGUGAGUUAUUAUUAUUAAUAUUGUUAAUAUUAUAAUUAUUAUUAUAUUGACUGUUUACAUGAACAGAGUUCCUCCUAAGAUGUAUUUUCCUGGUUGCUUAAAAUCAUUUUGGAAGGAAACAAAUUAGCAGGGUUUUUUUUUGGAAAGGAAACUCAAAAAUAAAAGGAAUCUAAAUUAAACCAAAACUGACAACCAGAAGACAAAUAAGAAAAGUAGCUCUCUGGUCAAAACAGGAGAACCUAUCAUGGUAUAUUAGCAUUUUUUUAAUCUCAAGUUUUCUGUAUGAAGUUGUGACUCCAGUAGCUGCAGAGUAUCACAGUAGGUUUUGAGAGUGAAAACAUAUGUUGUUGUGGCAUUUCCUGGUGGCGAGGGAUACGUGUCACAUGACUGUGUCACAUUUAUUCGACAAAGUCCCAACAUUGAGGUCAAAUGCCAAGCACUUGUUUGGCCUUAAAGCUCAUUAAAGGAUGUUUUUCGCUUACUUUAAUAUACUUCCUACUGAUUCCCUGCACAUAAAAACAAUCUUCUAUAAUGCAGCCUGAGUUGUCUAUUUAAUUGGACCCAAAGGCAUUAAUUGUGAUAUUAGAGAGCCAUUUCAAGUUGCUGUGAUGAAAAUGUGCACAUUAUUUUACUUCUCGUCUUUUGAAACCAUUGUGCACAGGGGAAACAAAAAAUCUAUUUUUGGCCAGUGGGUUUCAUGAAACUUGUAGCUGCAAUAAUUGCCACUAUGCCAACAGUUUCUCAAAUCCCAGUCCAAUUCUGGGGAAAAUCAACUCCAUAUAUACUGCUGAUCACUCAAAUCACUGUGUAUUAUAUUUCCUAUAAAAUGUCAAGAGUUGAAAUGUUUUGUAUACAAAAUAAAUUGUCACAUGACAUAAUUGACAUACAUUAGACGUUGAAUUUUGACGAGAGUUGAUGUUUGGCAAUAAAAGCUUGCCAAGUGACUCAGUCAA